CCAGAGCAGUGCAUUGUGGGAAACUCCUGAGCUCUCCAACGCGUCCACAGCCGCCACCCGCUGUCGUCCCGCGGAGGGAGCGCGCAGGGCCGAGCGGGAACCCGAUCGACUGCGCCCAUAUAAUGCCCAGGGGCAAGCUGUCCUGAGACACUGUGGUCUGGACACCUGCCUGUCCCACCCACCCCCACCCAGCUGCCAGCACUACCCACCAUGGAGUCCAGGGGAAAAUCGGCCAGCAGCCCCAAGCCAGACACCAAGGUGCCUCAGGCCACUGCUGAGGCCAAGGCCACCCCAGCUGCAGACGGUAAAGCCCUUUGACCAAGCCUGUGAAGAAGGAGACCCAAGCAGAAGAAGCAGGAGCAGCCAGCAGCCCCCCGUUCCGGCCCCUGCUAAGAAGACCCUCGGCCAAAGGCAGACCCUGCCCUCCUCCUAAACAACCACAGCAACCUGAAGCCGGCCCCCCACGCCCCCACAGCCCCCAGCAGUCCUGACGCAGCCCCAGAGCUCAAGGGUCCUGGGGACGGAGCAGAGGAGGAGUCUGGUGCUGGGGGCCCAGGGGGCCGAGGUCCCUGGCCCUGUGAGAACUGACCCCCUCUGCUGGUGGCUGGGGGUGUGGCUAUGGCAGCUGUUGCCCUGAUUCUUGGUGUGGCCUUCCUGGCCCGGAAAAAUGAUGCCUGAUGUCCAGGUGGGGCACAGAGGCACUUCCUGUGCAGCCUGGGAGUUCACUGCAUGCGAGUCCACACAGACCUAUCUACACGCAUCACACAUAUGUAUCUAUGUACACAUAUGCCCUACACAUAAACACAGCAGGAGAGAUGGACAGCCCACCCUCAGAGAACAGCGAGUCCACCUCUGACCCCAGCACAUGCCUGUCAGGCUCCAGGGCAGAAGCAGCCUGGGCUCUGGGCUUGUAGGGCAAGGCAGGCAGAACUCCAGCACUGGGUAGAGGCUUGCCUGGGCCCGACAGCUGCGGGCAGGGAGGAGGCUCAGGUAGUGGGGCAGCUGGACUUUAUGGGGACAUCAAAGAACAUGGCUACUUCACUCCCCCACUUCUGCUCUCUGAACUGCCGAAGGGUCUGUCUGGACCUGAUGUGGGGAACUGGCAUGAAGUGGGUGGUCACCUCUGCAGAGCCACCUCCGCCCACUGCCUCGUGCCCUGGCAGGGGAAGACAAGGUUGGUCUUGGGAGCAGCUCCCCAAAGUUUGCCUUUUCCAGCUUGUGCCCCAGGGGAGCCGGAGGCUGGGACCGCCACACUUCCUAUCCACUUCCUGCCCAGUAGGUCAGUUACCCUGGGGUGUGACUGACAGCCUGGAGACAGCUGGGGGGACAUCGAGAACCCCAUUCCACAGCUGUGUCUGCCCAACACCCGCAGCAGACUGCCCCCUCCCCUGCACCUGGUGUCCGGAGUCUGAAGCGUUAUACAUGCAAUUAACACAGAGUAGAGCCACGGAGGGUGGUUGUCGCCCACCUCACUGCCCCUUCUUACCACUUCUGGUCCCAGCCUGUCCCCAUGUAAGGACAGCUGGCAGGCUUCAGAAGGUAGCAGUGGGCACUGGGGUACUUUGCCCUCAACCUGGCCAGCAGCUGCAGGAACCCUGGGCCUGAGUGGAGGCUGAGUCUGAAAUAAAACUAUGUUGUCUAAGG
Sciurus carolinensis (gray squirrel) is the source of this 1644-nucleotide messenger RNA. RefSeq names its product cell cycle exit and neuronal differentiation 1 (gene Cend1). Lineage: Eukaryota; Metazoa; Chordata; Mammalia; Rodentia; Sciuridae. The record is from RefSeq and is a predicted model, not a curated record. Gene Ontology annotation, biological process: cerebellar granular layer maturation; cerebellar Purkinje cell differentiation; radial glia guided migration of cerebellar granule cell.